This is a messenger RNA of Epinephelus moara (kelp grouper), 5913 nucleotides long. RefSeq names its product BCL11 transcription factor B a (gene bcl11ba). Gene Ontology annotation, biological process: positive regulation of transcription by RNA polymerase II. Lineage: Eukaryota; Metazoa; Chordata; Actinopteri; Perciformes; Serranidae. Bases 1149 to 3680 code for a protein of 843 amino acids. The record is from RefSeq and is a predicted model, not a curated record. Gene Ontology annotation, molecular function: DNA-binding transcription factor activity; RNA polymerase II cis-regulatory region sequence-specific DNA binding. The transcript has 3 exons. Gene Ontology annotation, cellular component: nucleus.
AAUGGGAAAAGUGUGUAAGGAACGGUAAUUUCACACUACAAGCCUGCGUGCAUUUUAAAUAUGAAAGCAGGCUCGUGCAAAAUGUCCAGCAUCCCGUGGACGAGGUACGGAGGUCCCUCGGGUCAGAACUGAACAGAAAUGAAUCCCGUUCCAAUACUCAUGGGACACCGGGAGAUGACUUGAGCGACUCUGACCACUGCCGCCGUGCGCGCCACAUGCCCGUGUGUGUGUGUGUGUGUGUGUGCGCGCGUGUGUCAGUGUGUGUGAAAGCCACCACUAGUCGCCCCCAGUGCUCUUCAGUCUCCACUCUCCCUUCUCACCGCAGAUUGAACGUCACGUCCGCACUUGAACUUGAGUUUUCUCCCAUUGUAGAAGCCAGAGAGCCGCACAGAGCCGCACAGAGCCGCACACAGUCCGGGGAUGCGGGACUCUGCAGACAGCACAAAGAGAAAGGAGGGUGGCAGUCUGUCCUCAAACCAGCACUGGGCUUUGACUUAAAGAGUUAAAGUCUAACCUGCCCGCCUAACUGGCACUGCCAGUGCAACAGAAGAAGUGCCCACCACUUGGCGACACACCGAGAAGUACCGAGAAGGAAAUUGGAUUCCUAUUUUACACACUUUCAGACGUUAAUUGGCGUCAUUUCACCUGCGUUCUCCGGACAGGGACGUGCGGUGUCCAGGGUGGCCGGAGAGUGGACACAGGUAGUGACUGUCCAUCAGGAGGUGAACGCCGACCUCUCGCAUCUUGCCGCGUCUCUCCUCCACUCCACUUCACUCCACUCCGUUCUCCGCUGUCCUCUGACAGAUGGUGUGAAAGGCAGAGCCGGACUAACCUCCUCCCUCAUCACCAGAAGGGAGGCGCGCAACCACUUUGGCACCGAACUCCGACCGACCGACCGCCCGGCCGCCCAGCGCUGCGCCUGGUCGGUCACCGCAGAGCACAGGAGCCGCUGUUCGCUGGAGGGAGAUCCAUUGCACAGGGGUCAGUUCGAGGGCCACAUCUGGGGCCGGUGCAGAGCGGUCAGUUUGGGGUGGCAGGCGUGCGGUCGGUUUUGGGGGCAGUUUGCGGCCGGUAUACAGGAGCAGCAGGAGGAGAGCCGACCCUUCCAACACCGCUCUCCGGGCAAUGCCAGUGUAAAUGCCACGGCGAUGUCCCGACGCAAGCAAGGGAACCCACAGCACCUGUCCCAGAGAGAAAUAACAUCGGAGGUUGAGCAUCCAGAUGGCAGCCUGCUCUCCGACUCUCUAUCCCUACACCCACUCCGCCUGCCCUCUCACCCACUUGGCCUACCUCCCCACUCGUUGGACCCUAGUCUGGCCCAUGCCCUACCACCCGGCCUCCACGCAGACCACGACCUGCUGACCUGCGGCCAGUGCCAGAUGACCUUCCCGCUGGGCGACAUCCUCCUCUUCAUUGAGCACAAAAAGAAGCAGUGCCAAACACCGUUGCUGGCCAAUGGCUGCUACGAUAAGAUGACUGAUAGGGGGGGAGGAGGGGGGGGGAGCCCAACUCUACAGAGCCUUCAUCAGCACACACAGCGGGGGGAGCUGAGGAAAGUGGUUGAGCCUGUGGAAAUCGGCAUCCAGGUGACACCGGAGGAGGAAGAGGAGGCAGGAAGAGGUGAGAGGGGAGAGAGGACACCCAUCAAAGGAAUUUGCCCCAAGCAGGAGAACACACCAGCAGGUGGCAGGGAUGAGCCUUCCAGUUAUAUAUGUACCUCAUGUAAGCAGCCCUUCCCCAGCGCCUGGUUCCUGCUGCAGCAUGCCCAGAACACCCACGGCAUUCGCAUAUACCUGGAGUCCAACCCCUCCAGCACAGCCCUCACCCCACGCAUCACUAUGCCUCCACCUAUGGGCAAUGACUCCAUCCCGCAGUCCCCCCUCACCAACUUUCUUGGGGACAACAACCCCUUCCACCUGCUGAGGAUGGCGGGCCCCCUGCUCCGGGAGCCUCCCCCAGGCUUCAUGGAGAACCGCCUCCCCAACACACCUCCAUUUGUCAGCCCGCCUCCCCGUCACCACCUCGACCCCCAUCGGCUGGAACGUCUUAGCGCAGAGGAAAUGGGCCUCAUCUCACAGCACCCCAGUGCCUUUGAGAGAGUGAUGCGGCUAACGCCCAUGGCCAUGGAGUCCCAGUCAAUGGACUUCUCCAGGCGGUUACGUGAGUUGGCAGGGAACAACAACAGCACCACACCACCACUGUCACCCAGCAGGGCCAAUCCUAUGCACCGACUGCUUAACCCCAACCCCUUCCAGCCCGGUCCAAAAUCACCCUUUCUGAGUACCCCUCCCUUACCGCCGAUGCCACCAAACAGCACCACCCCUCCUCAGACACAGAAUAAGGUCAAAUCCUGUGAGUUCUGCGGUAAAACCUUUAAGUUCCAGAGCAACUUGGUGGUGCAUCGGCGCAGCCAUACUGGAGAAAAACCAUACAAGUGCCAGCUGUGUGACCAUGCUUGCUCUCAGGCAAGUAAGCUGAAGCGCCACAUGAAGACCCACAUGCACAAGGCUGGAUCCCUGACAGGGCGCUCAGAUGACGGACUGUCCACCACAAGCUCCCCAGAGCCAGGCACCAGUGAUGGCACAGGUGAGGGCAUGAAGAAUCGUGAUGGGGACUUCCAGGGGGAAGGCAAUGAGGAGGAAGAUGAAGAGGAGGAAGAAGAGGAACUGGAGAAUGAGAGUCGACCAGAAUCCAACUUCAGCAUGGAGUCUGAGUUCUACCGUAACAGGGAAAAUGGUUCUAAACCACCCUCAGAGGAGAAGUCGUCAAUAACUCUUGAGAAGAUGGUUGAAGGUGGGGGGCUCAACUCUAUACAGCAGUACAAUAAUUUGAUAGUUGACAAUCGUAAAAGGAUGCCCUUCUCCAAGAGGGGCUCGGAUGGCCAGCGGGACACUGGUGAUGAGGAUUCAGUGGCUGGGGAGAUGGACCACCACCAGCAGGAAGAGAGGACAACCAUUAACGGCCGGAACUGUGGCUCCGGCGACUCUUUCUCAGGCCUGUUUCCCCGUAAGCCAACCCCUAUCACCAGCCCCAGCCUGUCCAACUCCUCAAAUAAACGCAUCAAGAUUGAAAAGGACUUGGACAUUCCCCCAGCACCCCACAUUCCCUCUGAGAAUGUCUAUUCUCAGUGGUUGGUGGGCUAUGCUGCGUCCCGCCACUUCAUCAAAGACCCUUUCCUAGGCUUCACUGACUCCAGACAAUCUCCCUUCGCAACCUCCUCUGAGCACUCAUCCGAGAAUGGCAGCCUAAGGUUCUCAACACCUCCGGGUGACCUGCUGGAUGGAGGCCUGUCAGGCCGCAGCGGCACCGCGAGUGGAGGCAGCACGCCUCAUCUGGGUGGAGGCCCAGGUCGGCCUAGCUCCAAGGAUGGCAGAAGGUGUGACACCUGUGAAUACUGCGGCAAGGUAUUCAAGAACUGUAGCAACCUGACAGUGCACCGGCGCAGUCACACUGGUGAGAGGCCCUACAAGUGUGAGCUGUGCAACUAUGCCUGCGCCCAGAGCUCCAAGCUCACGCGCCACAUGAAGACACAUGGCCAGCUUGGUAAGGAGGUCUACCGCUGUGACAUUUGCCAAAUGCCCUUCAGCGUGUACAGCACUCUGGAGAAACACAUGAAAAAGUGGCAUGGAGAACAUUUGAUGACCAAUGAGGUCAAAAUUGAACAAGCAGAGAGAACCUAAACCAGGUUCUCUGUUCCCAAACUCUGCAACACACUUUGACUUAAAAAAUAAACAAAACGGGGUAGCUGGAUACUCUUUUUCUGAAAUGUUAAUUUUGGGUUAUAUUAGUGUUUUUAAGAAACUGCCAACUGAGGAAAAAAAGUGAAAACAUUGAUCCUAACACCAAUUGAAGCUGUCUAAACUGCCUCAUUUGGGGUUCCUUUUUAAACAAUCAGCCAGUUGAGUUAUGACAUAUGUGGAGCCUUUAACUGUGCAAUAAUUUCUCUAUUUAUUGUAUUUUGUAUUUUGGCAUGUGCAGGUACGUUAUUAUUUAGGCUUUUUUUUAAAAAAUUGUUUUACUUUAAAUUUGCGUUUUAAGCUGUUUUUUUUUUUAAAAACCCACAUGAUAUCCUGAGAGUUUUUUUAGAAGGCAAAAGUCCAUUUUAAGUAAUCUUUUUUGGCCGCUGCUUGUAGGAAAUUGUAUAUUAAGCUAAAUGUGUGAUUUCUUGAAGAGAAGCUGAAUUCAAUCUUCAAUUUGAAACUGAGAAUGCUAGAAUUAGUCUAUUUUGUGUGAUGAUGAUACGCGGACAACAAUCCUUUGGCAUUGUAGCAUGAACUAAGUUUAAAACAUGUCAAUAUAAUUGAAUAUGUAGCACUGAGCGUCAUAUUUGACAGUAAAUCUAAAAUCUAGGAGGAUCCCAAGGUUCAAAAACCCUGUCUCCUCCUGAAUCCAUCAUUCCAGUCAGAAGAAACAGAUUUUAGAUAAGGCAGCUGCUGACUGGUUUGUACCAAGCCCUGACUACGUUACGACAACCAUCCCUCAUUUACUAUCCCCCAUCCCCAUCUUACCUACAUUCAUACUUCCAUGUAUUAUAUUUUUGCAUGCAGCCAUAUGAUCUAGGCUAUAUUAUUUAUUUGGAGUAAACUGAGCAUGAAGCCAUGCAAUAUGAGUAUACGUAAAGAUAAAUAGAAGAAUGAUAAAGAGUUAGCACAGGGGCAUCUCAGGGUAAACUGUACUGCUUUUUUGAUUUACCCAUUAAUUCCUUUGCCUCCAGAAGCUUUUCCAUUUUAUCAGGUUUAAAUAAUUAGGGACAGUUGUGUCCUCUACAGCAUCCUGUGCUGCCCUCUGUCCCCCCCAACCCAGUCUCACUCUGAAGUUGUCAAAUACCGGCGCUUGGUCAGUGACUUCUGGUGUCAGACAUGGACUAAAAAAAGCCAUCAUUUCACAUUGGCAUUAUAUGCGGCUGGUCGCUGUUAUUGUUAAAUGGUGCCUGGCGGAGUCGGGGAAAAUGUGGCAGGACAGCAAUGAAAGUUAAGGCAGCAGAAGUCCAAGUAGGGCGGGUGGUAGGUGUGGUAGAUGGGUCCAACAACCACUGACUUUCACCCGGGAGGCCGGUGUUCUCUUCCCGUAAGAUUGAAAAGCCAAACCAUGUUCCUUUUGCCUAAACCCAACCACGUGUGUGUUGGCUUAAUGUAACCAUGUGCAUUUGUUGUUUAAAAAAAAUAACAACAUUAAUUUCAGGUGUUGUACCGACGUAGUGCGUUCAUUUUGAAAGAGACUGUAUGCAAACUGUUCAUUUCCUGUGAAAAUGGAAGUGUAUUUUAAAAACAGACAAUGCAUGUAACAGGCAUGAAUUUGACCUGACAUCCCAGAAAGUCAACAACCAAUGCACCUUGCAUGUCAUAUGUCGAUGUGGAAAGUCCGUGACCAUACGUCGAUAUGUGACGAGGUUGGAAUGAGAAUGUGUUGGUCCCCCCUACCAAGCUCAUGCCCAAACUUUAUCUUCAUUUCAAAGUGAUUAGACUUGUUUAUAUUUGAAUUAAAAUGAUCACAUCAUUUAGUUUAGAGAGGGUUAAAUGUAUAUGCAUACAUAGCAGACACAGAACUAGAUUUCUGAGGAAAAUUUAUAAUUCUCAGAUUUUAUUGUUGAGAUUUAUAAUAAUCAACAUCCCUAUGCAUUUUUCAGGCUAAAAUAUCUUACAAUUUGUUCAAAGGUGAUACAGUAAAUUUAAACUGUAUUGUUAUAGUGAUUCUAUAAUUGUAUCAUCUGAUUCCUGAAGUCACCUCAACAGGAAUAGGGAUCCCUCAAAGUUUCACCAUCAGUUGUGGGACAGUUUUAUGUGGAAGAGGAAAUAUAUCAGUGUGUGCUGAAGUAGUACGACUAAUAGUUAGAAAAGCAGCAUCAGUUCGCUCCAUGCACCUUCCUUCUUUUAAAUCCAGGGUUCCCACGGUUAUGGAAAACCUAGAAAAGUC